Molecule: messenger RNA, 1254 nt
Organism: Cannabis sativa
Lineage: Eukaryota; Viridiplantae; Streptophyta; Magnoliopsida; Rosales; Cannabaceae
Product: reticulon-like protein B2
Exons: 5
Coding region: 255-1031 (258 amino acids)
Source: RefSeq, a predicted model, not a curated record
GUGCAUCUCCAAACGAUCACAUUCCCGGCCAUGAAAACGCAGUCAUCAUCUUCUUCGAUCAUCGAAACCAUUAUAAUGCGCCACGAAUUUUACUCAUCAAAUCCUCAAACUCAAACCCUCCCCAUUCACCAUACUCUUCUCCUCUCUUCUCCCCAUGAUAUAUGAUCUUGGAUCGUAUACAACAAAACAAAGGAUUCUAUUGUUUCUUCCUUCAUUAAUUCUUUAACAAAAAGAAAAUAAUAAUAAUAAUAACAAUGAUGGAUUCGGGAGUGGACAUGGAUAUUGCUGAUUGUGAUUUUUUGAGCGACAAAGGUGAUAGUGAUGUUGAUAAUGAUAUCCCUGAUGAUGAAUACUCAUCUGAUCCUGAGAUUAAUAAAUAUUAUGUUCAUUGUAUUACUUGUCGAAAUCGCUUAUUUGGUCGCCAAAGACCUCUUCAUUUGGUCAUCGGUGGUGGCUUAGCCGCUGACGUCAUACUUUGGAGGAACAAAGAAACAUCAGCAUGUGUACUUGCUGGUGCAACGGUUGUAUGGCUUCUAACAGAAUGGAUUGGUUACCAAUUCUUUACAUUGUUUUGCAAUACUCUCUUAAUCACAUUCACCUUACUUUUCCUUUGGUCCAAUCUAGCCACUUAUACCAAUUUUGUUUUGUGCUGUAUAUAUAGGUUACCCCCUCAAUUGCCAAAUAUCACAUUACCUGAAGGCUCACUAGUGGGACCUGCUCUUUUGCUGAGAUGUGAGUAUCAUCGAGCUUUGAGAACCUUUAAUAAAGUAAUUUUUGGGGCAGAUUUUAAAAGAUUUCUUAAGAUGGUUGGAGCUUUGUGGAUUCUCUCGAUUUGUGGUAGCCGGUUCAACUUUUUAACUCUCUUUUACUUGGUGACCGUAAUAUUGCUGACUGUGCCAAUGCUUUAUGAGAACUUUGAAGACAAUGUGGACAGCUUUGCCGAGAAGGCACUACUUGAGAUAAGAAAUAAGUAUGCGCAGUUGGAUCAAAGUGUAUUCCAAAAACUUAAAAAUGGUAUUAACAACUGCUGAAACUCUUUACUAGUAUCUCAGCAUUUUUCUUUUUUCUCAUUUACUUGUUCAAGCAAUUUUUGUCACUAAUUUUCUUUUAUGGCUAUAAACUAUAAACUCUUUGAUGGAGGUUAUUAUGAAAAUACAUAUCAUAUGAAUGAGUUUCCUUUUUCUUUUUUGGCUGUAGAAAUGAGUUUAUAGUUUGCGUUGUUGUAACAAUGUUGCUCACGAAUUUGUAGAACAA